Momordica charantia (bitter melon) is the source of this 1487-nucleotide messenger RNA. Its product is annotated as OVARIAN TUMOR DOMAIN-containing deubiquitinating enzyme 5-like. Gene Ontology annotation, molecular function: cysteine-type deubiquitinase activity. The record is from RefSeq and is a predicted model, not a curated record. Lineage: Eukaryota; Viridiplantae; Streptophyta; Magnoliopsida; Cucurbitales; Cucurbitaceae. Gene Ontology annotation, biological process: protein deubiquitination.
UCACUUGCAUUUGUUUACUGUACAUAUUUGUUGUCGCCCACUGCAUCUUCCAAUCUGUUCUUCAUCUUCUUAGUUUCUUGUCAUAGCUGUCUAUGAGAGAGAUUUCUUCGAGUCGCAAUGGAAGUGGAACAGAGAUCAUCACACCUCAUCAAGAAUGGUUAUUUAUGUGAGGGAGAAGCACCGCCGCCACCACCAGCAAGGAAAGAGAUAUCACAGUUGCAGGACAAAGAAAUUGAACUUAAAAAGACAGCAGCUAGAGGUAGCAAAGCUAAACAAGGAGUGAAGAAGAAACAGGUGGAGGAAGAGAUAUCUCAACUUUUUGCUAAGCUAAAAAAGAAACACACUGAAGAACUUGCGUCGUUAGGCUAUAGUAACAAGAACAGCAACAGUAAUGGAAAUGAAAAAAAUAACCUUGACAAUCUAGUGAAGGCCAUAGCUGGAGUGUCGAUGACAGCUCAAUCUGACCAUUCAAAGCCCAGCAAAAGCACGAAGAGGAGGGAGAAGAGGGCUCAACAAGAAGCGGAAAGAGACAGAAGAAUCGAAGAGGAGCAGAGCAACAUUGUGAGUAAUAGAAUGGUUGAGAAUGAGCAGUUGGAAAAGAAGCUUGGACCUCUUGGUUUGACUGUUCACGAAAUCAAGCCAGAUGGGCAUUGCCUCUAUCGAGCAGUCGAAAACCAGCUCACCUUCCUUUCCGGUGGUUCGCCUCCAUACACAUUCCAAGAACUUCGCAAGAUGAUGGCAGUUUAUAUGAGAGACUGUUAAGGAUCCCACGUUGAAAAAAGAAAGGACCUUACGAUGAUUUAUAAUAAAUAUGGGCUACUCCUCUCAUUCCCAAUUGGUUUUGAGAUGGAACCUCAUGAAUAUUAAUAUGGUAUCAGAAUCCAAAACGCUUAAACGAGCAACCGAUCCAAAAAUGGGAUUCGGCCAAGAUCGAUGAGCUAAAAGAGUCACGAUCUUGAAGGGGCAUGUAAAGGAUCUCACAUUGAAAAGAGAAGAGACCUUACAAUGAUUUAUAAUAAACAUUGGCUACUCCUCUCAUUGCCAAUUGAUUUUGAGAUGGAACUCCAUGAAUAUUAAUAGAGACCAUUCACCUAAUUACAUGCCAUUUUUUCUCUCAGACAACACCAUAGAUGGCAACACCGAUGAUUUGAAAAUUACUGCAAGGAAGUCGAGUCAACAGCAGCGUGGGGAGGGCAGCUGGAGCUCGGAGCUUUGACCCAUUGCCUUAAAAAACAUAUCAUGAUAUUUUCAGGAUCCUUCCCAGAAGUGGAAAUGGGGAAGGAAUACAAAUCAGAGGGCUUAGUGAAGAGGCUGUCGUACCAUAAGCAUGCCUUUGGACUUGGGGAGCACUACAAUUCUGUGGUUCCUGUAUGAGACCCAAUUGGGCUACUUUGCUUUUGCAUCUAUUCUGCAAUAUCUUUUGAGCCUUGAGUUUGUACCUAAAGGACAAGACUUUGCUAACAUAUAGAUUGUUCUUCUUUUUGUUU